This is a messenger RNA of Trypanosoma conorhini, 1944 nucleotides long. RefSeq lists its product as uncharacterized. Bases 1 to 1944 code for a protein of 647 amino acids. The transcript has a single exon. Lineage: Eukaryota; Euglenozoa; Kinetoplastea; Trypanosomatida; Trypanosomatidae. The record is from RefSeq and is a predicted model, not a curated record.
AUGACGGGGAUGUUGGGUACGGCGUUUUUCCCGGAUGAAACGCUGCAGAGUAUGGAUGAGAACACCGCAGUGUACUGCGCCUCAAAUGGCAAGGCGGGCUUGAGUCUCACUCGUGAUUUGUUGACUACGCUACAAAAUGCAGCGAGUGAUGGGGCACCGGAGUCGCUGCGCUUUCGCGUCGAUGGCUCGAAUGCCUGCGGUGGUCGCUCCACAGCUUUGGAAGUGCUACAGUUAUGCUGCAUGCGGUGGUGGGAAUGCCGGUCAGAGGUGGAGGAGGAGUUUCUGCAGGUGUGCUACUCUCUCCGCACAAUUGGGGCGCUGACGGGGCCUGAAAUUGGGAUCGCGCCAACCGUCAAAUUUCUGGCAGACCUCUUUGCUGGUGUCCCGGGCACGGUGGGUGGAAGGCGCUUGGCGGAAGCGCUGCACGUGGAGAGAAGCUGGCUGUCUCUUGCUGACUUAACUGGGUUGCCGUUGGCACAACAGCGAAAAGGAGGCGCGCCCCAACUCCUGCCGGGCAUGUCUCUCCUGGAACGGACCCUGGGCUCUUUUCGCGUAGUGACAGAUGAGAUUUUGCCCAGUUACCUCUACUGCACGAUUCAGCCAUUGUUUUGUGCGAUGAUGCCCUCUUGGUUGCUCAAUGGCAUUUUUGCCGACACGCAGCUGCAGCUCAUUGGCACAGAGGAAGGGAUAAAAAUUGCGAAGCAGCGGCUCGACUUGCAUGUGUCAUCGCUGCGGUUUCUCCUCGAGUUGGCGGAGGACUACGUUGGCCGUGACGACACCGCAACGGCGUUGGAACAGAAAAAGUCUCUAGAAGAAAUGCUCUUGUGGCUGACAGCCAUGCAGUCUACAUUCACCGAAGAUUGGCUCCUUGAACAAGUGACCAGUGAGUGGCCAAGCGUCAUGGGGGAAGCGCGAAACAUUAUCGCCGGCGCAGACAGCACCUCGUUGGGUGUUCCACCGGAGCAAAUCAUGGAGGCCUUUGCGAAACUGUUCCAGCUACCGCCCCAUCGCGUGACGGAUCACAUUGUGCACUGCUUUGAGCUGCCCCUGACAUCCGUCUCACGCGACGAUGAGGUGGGGAGGAAGAUGGGGGAGGAUGAGGUGCCAACGGUUGUCGCAGCCGUUGGCGUCUCCUUCGACGGCAUGUCGCUUGGGGAGGUGGAGUACCUACUGCAGCCAUCUGACGCGGAUGAGGCAUCACCGAUACAGACAGGGGGGGAAUCGGUUUCGGCACGAAUUUACACCUAUUUUUAUCGUCGGUUUAAACUAUUGCUACGUGCGUGCUGCCUCCAAGAAGCCCAGGUUGUAGUGAUGCUAUGGCCAUUUUUCGACCUGCAAGCAUCCCCGUUUCUUCGUUCUGUGCCUCCAGCACGGCUGGCAACGAUGCUGCGGUGCCACAGUUACGCUUUCUUUGACGCGUUGGUGGUAGAACCAUGGGGAAUUACGGCAGCACUGGUACUAGGCGGCGGUUGGGUACGUGCGACACGAGCUCACUUUGUGCAAUGGCUCUCGGAGAGACGCGGUGAAAGGGGGCAGUUGCCCAUCGUCAUCUUCAAACAGCUUUGGAAGGAAAACGGUAAUAGUAAUGCGACUAACAGCGCUCAGCAGGCGUUGUGCAUUCCGCUGCUCCAGCGCAUUGUCACCGGCAGCUGUAGCACUUUGGUGAACACAAAAGUGGCAGUUCUUGUCCCGGCCGGAAGCGCAACUGUUCUCUCCCGGCGAUACAGUGUAUUUCCGCUGCUGCGGCACCCACCGUUUCCUGGGGAAAAUGGAACAAUUGAUGAAAUACUAGGCGAGGGUACUCCCAUGAAUAAUUGUACGAUGGUAGACUCGGCGAGUCGCCCUUUACUUGCGGCACUGCUACAAGGCACUCCGAUGCCAGUGCUUUCGUAUUCUGUAUGUGGUCCCGUACCGAUUCCGUACGUCUGUGACGAUUUCAACUAG